UCCCUGCCCAUGGCAGGGGGUGGCACUGGAUGGGCUUUAAGGUCCCUUCCAUCCUAAACCAUUCCAUGAUUUUAAGUGUUGUUAUCUUGCCCAAGUCCACAUGGGGUUGGAUAAUACCUGUUUCUGUACCUGCUUUUGCUGUAAUCUAGUCCCUUAUCCUGGGAUCUUGCAGCUGGAGCUUGGCUUGAGGAUGUUUCGACUGCACAGUGAGACUUUCCCUCUAAAGGAGUUUUAGCCACUGACCAUCCAGGCUGAGCCCUGUCAUCACUUAUUAGACACAAAACGUUUCCCUGGCUGUGCAGCUGAGGCCUGUUAUCCCCAGGCCCUGGAGCUAAGGGUUUGCAGGAAUCCUGCCCAAAUUAAGUGGUGAGCUGGGAAAUAGCAACUCCUGUGCAAGUGUAUCCCCGAGCUCUGAACAGAAACACCAGUGGGUUGGAUCCUGGAGUUCAGGUUCGUUCCCACAGAAGGUUUGGGCUCAUCCAUGGGGGAAGCUCCCGUUUCCUUUUGCUGGGAGCUGGGAUGGAGUCUCAGUGCAGCUGAACUAGUGGAAGGUGAACACAUCUUAGGAACUGAUUAUCCACUGUCAAACUUGGUUGUAUGUGCUUGUCCUUGUGGAGGGAAAUAUCCUUAAUGCUGUUUUGUGGGUCCAAACCAUGUCUUUCUGUAGGGAAGUUAGUUGUCCCUGGAACUUCUGUGCCAUUACCCAUGGAAGCAAAGGUGGCUGAAGAGGGGAAUAUCCAGAAGUUUCUGUCAUAGCUUCUGUCCUGGUUCUUCUCCCAGUGCCGUUGUCUCCGAGGGCUGGGCUGGAGGAGCUCAGUUCGAAAGGAAAGCAAAUGCAACCCCAACAAAACAAUGGUGCCAGUGUCAACUCUGCAGCCUCCAGACCUUCCCAGGGCACACAGGAGGACAGCAGGGAGGUGCAGCAAAGGGAAAGGAGCUGCUGGAAAUCCCGAGGGAUUUGGAUCCAGCGCGGCCGUUCCGGCCCCGGAGCUGCGGCUGCUGUCGGUGCUGGCCGUGCUUUUAGGGGCAGUUUUUAGAGUGCCUUCAUUGCUGGUGCUCCUGUCAGACCCCACAGUGCUGGUUUGGGGGGUUGGUUUGUUCUGAGCUCCCAUUCUGGAGUUGGCAGGUGGGGACACAACGUGUUUCAUCCUUAAGGAAGAAGGGGUGGAACGAGAGCUCGGCACAGACCUCUCUGUGCCUUUCAUCCUGUGGGAUCAGCUCUGCCAAAUCAGCAACACAGCUGGUGCUGGGUAAACCAGUGCUGGUGCUUCCCAGGAUUUGCCUCUGCCAGAUUUACAGUGGAGGUAACAGGAAGAAUGAACCUGUGUUUUAGGAAGGGUUGUGCAGAAUGAUUAAAGCACUGAGGGGUGUUGGGUUUGGUGCCAGCUGAAUACUGUUUUUGUUUUGCCAAGCUAACAGGGAUUAUCUGUUUGUUCCAGGAGCUGGGAAGGAGCACAGAGAGCCAGGAGCCAACACAUCAUCUCAACACCUAAAUGAAGCUUUAAGUCUGAUCUGUUGCUCUUUCUGAAACCUCCCCAGGGAACACUCCCAACAGAAAUGGCAGAAAAGGUGAACAACUUCCCCCCACUCCCCAAGUUCAUCCCCCUGAAACCCUGUUUCUACCAGAAUUUCGCCGAUGAAAUUCCCAUCGACCACCAGUUCCUGGUGAAGAGAAUCUACCACGUCUGGAUCUUUUACUGCAUCACCCUGGCAGUGAACAUCGUUGCCUGCCUGGCCUGGUGGAUCGGGGGAGGCUACGGGGUCAACUUUGGCCUGGCCAUCCUGUGGCUGCUCCUCUUCAGCCCCUGUGGCUACGUCUGCUGGUUCCGACCUGCCUACAAAGCCUUCCGGUCAGACAGCUCCUUUAACUUCAUGGCCUUUUUCUUCAUCUUCGGGGCACAGUUCGUCCUGACGGUGCUGCAGGCGAUCGGCUUCUCCGGAUGGGGCGCGUGUGGGUGGUUGGCAGCCAUCACCUUCUUCAGCACCAGCGUCGCCGCCGCCGUGUUCAUGCUGUUCCCUGCCAUCAUGUUCACCCUGUCGGCCGUGGCCAUGCUCAUCUGCAUCCUAAGGGUACAUAAAAUCUACCGAGGGGGUGGUGGAAGCUUCCAGAAGGCUCAGGACGAGUGGAACAGCGGUGCCUGGAGGAACCCUCCCAGCAGGGAGGCCCAGUACAGCAAUUUUUCUGGGAACAGCCUGCCAGAGUAUCCCACAGUGCCCAACUACCCCCCAGGAAACCAAUGGCCUUAAGCAGCAGCAGCUGCAAACUGCCUGGAUUCUCUCCUUUUUGGUCUUUUAAUUCUUGUUAUUGGAAAAGAUCAUUUGCAUUCCCUCCCCCAGGCACCCCAGUCACCUUUUUGGGACCUUUUUGGUUCUUGUCUCCUGGUCCCUGUGGAAGAUCCUGUCAGCCCUUCCCACCUCCACUGCACGGCCGUGGCACAAAGCUUUUUUUUGCCUUGAGCUACCAGUAUUUGCCUCGUUGCAGACUGAGGAACAAACCCUUCAACAACUGCCCUUCCUCGAGGGAAUCCUCUCCUGACCAUCCCUGAAAAAGGCUCAGCUUCCCCCAAUGGCAACACUAACCACAGCUGCUCCUGCUCAGCUUCCCUGGAAUGCACAGCACCCCGCAGCAAUCACAGCUUUAGUAGCAACUGGUGUUUACUCUCCUGGAUGAAUAAUGUGGAAUUUUUCACUCUAAGGGAAAUGCAAGACUUAAAUUCUUUGGUACUAGUGAUAGGGAAGGGAUCUGUGAAACCCCCGCCCUCCCCGCCGGGAACGGGAGCUGUGAAGGCCACGAGAGCCCUCCUUUGCCUGGCUCAGACUGCUGUGAUGCUCCAAGUCCUGCCUCCCCUGCUGCCAAAGCUUUUUGCCGGAUCUUUGUGCUUCAAAAGGUGCAGAUUCAUCUCAUGAGGUUGGUGGUUGCUCACUGGAAUCCGGCACCGAGCCGGCCCUGAGGACGUGCCCCCCGUGCAGGGCUCAGCACCAGAGCUCCCCACCACGGACCUUCCAGCCAGGCCUUGUGCUGCCCUGAGAAAUGCCCCACCAGACACACCUUGUCCUGUUGGGGGUCCCUUUUCCAGGGCUCCCUUUCCCUGGGCUCCCAGCCAGAGCCAGAAGGAGGAUAAGGCUGGAUCUCGGUGCUGGGCCCCCAGUGCGGUUUGGAAGCGGUUCUGUUACAAUGAAUGGUUUAAUUCUGCCUUCUGCUGAUGGGCUUGGACUCCAAACAUUACAGUGGGGGCUGGGAGGACCAGGGAGGGCUCUUAGUGUGAGCUGGGCAGUCCUGGUCUGCAGCACUUCCCUCCCAGGAGAGGGAGGUUCCUGCCUUUCUCCAAGGAUCAGCUGGAGGGAGGAUGAAGCUGUUGAGAGGGAUUGUUUUCCCUGGCUCUGCCUCAUCGUUCAUCUCCAUUCUGUGCCUGCACAUCAGGGCUCCUGGAGCCUGAGCCAUCCAAUUCCCUGUGUCCUGUCCUGAUCCAGGCAGCAAAGGCUGCGGUUUCCUCUUCUCCCUCAAAACCUGCUGUGAUGUUUUUUUCAAACUUGUCCAAACUGGGAGGUCAGUCCCCAAUAUUUUUAUAGAGAGUGAGUGUCCCAAGCCUUUGGCUCUCAAAUUUUUGGCCAACGAUCCAGAGUGCUCCAUGUGGGGGAUCUGGGAGGGGUUGGAGUUCCCAGAGCCUGCUGCCCUGGCAGGCUGUCAGUGGGGUCACUCCAAAGCCACACUGAGCAGCUGGAGAUCAGAACUGGCUCCUGGAAAAGGGACAGGGAGGUGGUCCUAGCUAGGUGGAAUAGAUUUGCAAGUGAUCUUUUGAAUAUUUUCUCUACAUGUGCCUUAUCUAAUGGAAUCAUAGUUCAUGGAGGAGAAUCCCCUUCCCCUCAUCCCUGCGGAAUUCCCCAUUAACUCGUCCCGUGUCACUGUAAGUAAUGAGGGAAGCACAGCCUGGAGUCUGCAUGACCCAUGUUUCCAGGGCCAAACUGGAGGGCAGAGCCUCCCUGAAUUUCAGUUUACAAGCAGCACUGACCCCCCCCUGCAGGACCAGGCUCUGGGACACGGAACGUGCUCCCAACACUGGGGGUUCUUCCUGGCGAGCGUGAGAUGUGCUUGGGAGCACGGAGUGCUUGGAGCCUCCUUACCAGAACACAUUGUGAAGCUUUUUCGGUGCCUUUGUCUUGUGUCAAGUGUAAUUUUAAGUGUUCUUUGUCGCUUGCCAUCGGAGUGAUACAAGAACUGCCUGGCGUUGACUCCCUGGAAAUACGAUGGAUGCACUACGGGGUGAGGGGGACUGAUGGGCUUGAAGGUGGCACUGGACACCCUUGGGUGCCCCAUGUCCUGGCUCUCAUGCUCCUUGGUCCUGCCUCUCAGCCUCUUGCCAAAAUUCUUCAAACCCCAUUGUUUUUCUGCUGUUUUUUAGCGCGUCAGGUCAGAGGUUCCGAGGGAGCCGAGAGGAGAAGCGUUGCUGGGGACUCCACAUCCCGCCCCUCGCUGGGUUCCAUGCAUAAUCUGGGGGGGCUGUGUUUAAGCUCCCACCCCCAGCCACACUGACAGUGCUUUGUGCAAGAGGAGGGGGUGCGUGGGAGCCGGAAUGGCCGCAGCUGGACACCAAAACCACCCCCCAUUAGCUCCGUGAACCCCCAGGCGGGAUCUGCCACCUCGUCCCCCUCCCUCCUCCUCGAUGCCACAAACCGUAAUUCCAGAAAGUCGACCCCCCCACGCUGCCUGAACAACUUAUUUUGUGGCUUUUUUUUUGUUUGUUUUGGGGUUUUUUUUUGGACUCCUCUGUAUGUUUUUAAAUGUUUACAUUAGACUUCUAAGAGUUCUUAACCCCCCGGGCCGGGCCUGGCUCCUGCCCCGGCGGGCGUCACGUGGCCGUGGCCGUGUGCGAUGUCUCGUGUCACCCGUGGAGCUCUGGCUUCUGUUUGUGUUUUUCUCCUGAUCACAAGACAAUAAAUGCUCAUCCUGUGCUUGAUGAGGAGAACUGGC
This is a messenger RNA of Pipra filicauda (Wire-tailed manakin), 4969 nucleotides long. It is a transcript of the gene SCAMP4, whose product is annotated as secretory carrier membrane protein 4. The transcript has 8 exons. Gene Ontology annotation, cellular component: recycling endosome membrane; trans-Golgi network membrane. Gene Ontology annotation, biological process: protein transport. NCBI's taxonomy places the organism in Eukaryota, Metazoa, Chordata, Aves, Passeriformes, Pipridae. The record is from RefSeq and is a predicted model, not a curated record. The coding region runs from base 1558 to 2247 and encodes 229 amino acids.